AUGGCCAGUAGUGUCUCCUGGCGCUUCCUGGUCAUUGGUGUCCCCUUCAAACAGCUGCUGUGUUCGGGGGGCCCUGCAGCCUCGUCCUUGGUGGCCCUGCCAUCUCCUGGCUGCUGCAGCCCUCCCCACACCCGUCCAACCACCCCGCACAUCUGCCGCAAGUCUCCUGCCUCUCCUGCUCUUCCUUCCCUGGGACUCAAAGACACAGAGGAGAGUUGGGACCUGGUGCAACAAACACAAAACUACCUGAAACUGCUGCUUUCCAUAAUUAACAAUGACGACGACAGCGGGCUGCUGGUGCACUGUAUCUCAGGCUGGGACCGGACCCCCCUCUUCAUCUCUCUCCUGCGCCUUUCCUUGUGGGCUGACGGGCUCAUCCACGCGUCCCUGAAGCCUGCUGAGAUCCUCUACCUCACAGUGGCCUACGACUGGUUCCUCUUUGGGCACAUGUUGGUAGAUCGACUCAGCAAAGGAGAGGAGAUUUUUUUCUUCUGCUUCAAUUUUUUGAAGCAUAUCAUCUCUGAAGAGUUCUCUGCUCUGAAGACACAGAGGAGGAAGAGUUUGCCAGCUCGGGAUACAGGCUUCACCGUGGAAGAUAUCUGCAUGCUGAGGCGGAAGGACCGUGGCAGCACCACCAGCCUUGGCAGUGACUUCUCUCUGGUCAUGGAGAGCUCCCCAGGAGCCGCCGGGAGCUUCACCUAUGAGACUGUGGAGCUGGUCCCUGCAGGAGCACAGACUCAGGCAGCUUGGAGGAAGAGCCACUCCUCCUCUCCACAGAGCAUGCUCUGGAACCGGCCACAGCCCUCCGAGGACCGCCUGCCUCCCCACCAGGGUCUGGUGGAAGCCAAGUCCUCCAGCUCCUCAUCCUCGAACCAUUCUGACAACUUUUUCAGGAUGGGUAGCAGUCCCCUGGAGGUCCCCAAGCCCAGAUCAGUGGACCAUCCCCUGCCCGGAUCCCCUCUCUCCACAGACUUUGGCAGCUGGCAGAUGGUAACAGGCUGUGGCAGUAUUCAGGAACGGGCUGUCCUGCACACAGACUCCUCUCUCCCUUUCAGCUUCCCGGAUGAGCUCCCUAACAAUUGUCUACUUACAGCCCUGAGUGAACGAGAGACCCGGCUACAGGAGGUGCGCUCAGCCUUCUUGGCUGCAUAUAGCAGCACAGUGGGGCUUCGCGCAGCAGCCCCCAGUCCCUCUGGUGCCAUCGGUGGCCUGCUGGAGCAGUUUGUCCGUGGUGUUGGACUCCGGGGCACCAGCAGCAGCACCUUAUGAAGCAGCCAGCCCACGACAGCUUCCUGAUCCUCUCUCACCUGAGCGGAAUCAAAGCCAUGCCCAGCCAAGGGGUGCUUCAAGGUCGGGGGGGAACGUCCCUUCACCAUCAUGCACACGGCAGCCCCGAAGCUGAGCAGGACCGAGGACGGGGUUCUCCCACCCCCAGCUUCCUGACUGGUGUCUGCCGACCCACUUGUCACUGCCUCCCACCCUUGUUAGUCUUUGCCAGGAUUCCUGUCAACUCUCAGAACUGUGUAGCAUUUCCCUGGAGUCUUGGGGGAGGCUGAGACUUCACAAAAGACCUCCAGUUUCCAUUCUUGUGUCCUGGGGAGGAGGGCUCACCUGCACUGAAAAUGAGGCAGUUUAACACAGAUCACAAAAUGAAAUCAAAGUCUUUUUGAACAGCUAC
Odocoileus virginianus texanus is the source of this 1678-nucleotide messenger RNA. Lineage: Eukaryota; Metazoa; Chordata; Mammalia; Artiodactyla; Cervidae. The record is from RefSeq and is a predicted model, not a curated record.